AUGCAGUGCUGGCUGAAGAAACAGAAGGAUGUGAUGGCUCCUGCUGUUAUUGCAAGGGGGGAGGACGUCAUGUGGACUUCUGGUCUAAUCUUUGGAAAAGGAGAGGGAAUUGUGGGGCUUGAAACAAAUCUAGGGACACUUCAUAUUCAAUUGCUGCCUGGUUGCACGCCCCGUUCUGUGGACUACUUCAUCGAGCUUCUGGGCUUGCGCAACUUUGUGAGAUGCAGAUUUUAUCGUGCAGAAGGACGUGGGAAUGUCUGGGAUGCAAAAGGCGACCAUAAAAAAAAUGCUGCAUUUGGUCCCCCAUAUGCAUUGCUUCAAGGAACACUGGAAGUUGAUGGUGUGCCCUUCAAGGAGAUACCAAGAGAAGCAUGUGCGGCGGUGAAAAGAGGGUCCGUUGCCUGGGUAGGGUCAGGGCCAGAGUUCCUGAUCAGCUUAGCCGACCACGAGGAGUGGAGGGACGCCUACACCGUGUUCGGGAAUGUGCUUCCCAAGGACAUGGCGAUCGCUGAGGAGAUGGCACUGCUGCCGACAAGCACAGACGUGUGGAGCAAUGUGACGGUGAAGGUGCUCAAAGAUCCUGUCUACUUCAAGGUGAAGAGAAGCAGCAAUGCUAGCGCUGUCUAG
Messenger RNA from Sorghum bicolor (sorghum), 627 nucleotides. RefSeq lists its product as uncharacterized. Gene Ontology annotation, molecular function: peptidyl-prolyl cis-trans isomerase activity. Bases 1 to 627 code for a protein of 208 amino acids. The record is from RefSeq and is a predicted model, not a curated record. The transcript is spliced from 4 exons. Gene Ontology annotation, biological process: protein peptidyl-prolyl isomerization. NCBI's taxonomy places the organism in Eukaryota, Viridiplantae, Streptophyta, Magnoliopsida, Poales, Poaceae.